UUGUCUUGAUCUUGGCACCAUAGUAUUAAAAGAGACGGUUUGCGUGCUGGUUGUGUGCAAACAGCUGUUCAAUUGUAGUAUCGGACAUUCUAUUAUUUAUACCAUCCGUGUUCUAUCUCUAACCUGUUGCCAUAAUAAAUACAAAUGACGUCACAGAAAGAUCCGUCAGGGCAUGGUGAUACCAAUAACAGUGGCCAGUACAGUUAUGAAAAAAAUUUCCGGACAGCGUUCCCCCAAUUUAUAGCAGUCAGCGUCAAAAAUUUGUUGUUAUUAGGUUAUGGCAUGACCCUGGGCUUCACAACCAUUCUUAUACCAGCCGUGGCAAAUCCAAUAGAUGGGGAAGUGCUACACUUAACACACAAUGAAUUGUCUUGGAUAAGUUCAAUUAAUUAUAUUAUAGUACCGUUUGGAUGCGCUGUGUCUGGGAUAGUGACGUCACCGCUAGGACGCAGAAGAGCCAUGCAGGUCGUUAACAUACCAUUCUUUGUGGCAUGGUUAUUGUUCCACUAUGCAAGUAGCACGGCAUAUUUAUAUGGUGCUUUAGUGCUGACGGGCUUGGCUGGUGGUGUAUUAGAAGCGCCGGUGUUGACAUACGUAGCUGAGAUCACCCAACCACAUCUCCGCGGCGCCCUCACUGCCACCAGUUCUUUGUGCAUUAUCCUUGGAGUAUUUACCCAGUUCCUGUUUGGUUUGUUCCUCUAUUGGAGAACAGUUGCCUUGGUUAACAUAAUUUUCACGAUUUUGGCAGUGGUAGCCUUAUUUUUUGUUCCUGAAUCACCACACUGGCUAGUGUCAAAGAAACGAUAUCAAGAAGCCCAAAAGAGUCUACAAUGGUUGCGCGGGUGGACCGAUGCCAAUGCAGUUGAAGAUGAAUUAAAAGACAUCCAGAAUUUAUAUAAAAGAAAAAAAGUUGAAUUACAAGAUGAGGAAGAGACGUUCUCGGAAAAAAUAUCGCAUUAUUUGGAGCGCAGCUUCUACGUUCCAUUUGCGCUGAUUUCUUUUAGUUUCUUUGUUGGUCAUUUCAGUGGCAUGACUACGCUUCAGACGUUCGCGGUAUCCUUAUUUCAGAGGCUUCAGGCACCAAUUGAUAAAUAUUAUGCAACGCUCAUACUUGGCAUUCUGCAAAUAUUAGGUACAGCUGUAUGUGUAUUACUGGUCCACUAUACAGGGAAGAGGCCAUUGACAUUCUUCUCCACCGGCGGAGCUGCUGUAUGUUGUUACUUUGUGGCUGCUUACGAUGGCUAUUUGAAACUCGACGGAAUGUCAGAAAUUACAAAUAUGAAUGUCAACGUUACUGCAGGAAAUGUUACUGAUAAUAUGAAUAAUUCUUAUUCGUGGAUACCGACGACGCUUUUUAUGUUGUUAGCUUUAAUAACACAUACAGGAAUCCGACUCUUACCAUGGAUAUUAAUUGGUGAGAUUUUCAGUGCAAAAACACGGUCUGGCGGUGCCGGUUUAUCUGGCGCUGUGGGUUAUAUAUUCGGAUUUCUUACGAACAAAUUGUACAUUGAUAUGGUAGAAAGACUCGAUUUAUGGGGAACUUAUGGACUUUAUGGAAUCGUGUGUACCUUAGGCUGUAUAAUUUUUUAUUUCAUUCUACCUGAAACUGAAGGAAAAAAUUUAAGUGAUAUAGAAAAUCACUUUGCAGGAGUAAAGCGACUAUCUAACAAAGUUUACAGAUCAAAGAAAAUACCGCAUCAUGAAAAUUCUAAAAUGAGAGAAUUGAAAGGGUCCGCCAAUCCGUCAUUUGAACAUGAAAGUUCACAACUGUAAACAUACUAAUUCAUAAAAUAAAAAUAUACAUAUACAAAA
Molecule: messenger RNA, 1812 nt
Organism: Galleria mellonella (greater wax moth)
Lineage: Eukaryota; Metazoa; Arthropoda; Insecta; Lepidoptera; Pyralidae
Product: facilitated trehalose transporter Tret1-like
Exons: 14
Coding region: 145-1773 (542 amino acids)
Biological process (GO): transmembrane transport
Cellular component (GO): membrane
Molecular function (GO): transmembrane transporter activity
Source: RefSeq, a predicted model, not a curated record